Molecule: messenger RNA, 2151 nt
Organism: Rhineura floridana
Lineage: Eukaryota; Metazoa; Chordata; Lepidosauria; Squamata; Rhineuridae
Gene: UBE2N
Product: ubiquitin conjugating enzyme E2 N
Exons: 4
Coding region: 125-583 (152 amino acids)
Source: RefSeq, a predicted model, not a curated record
CCCAAUUAGCUUUGGGAGGAAUGGCUGGUGACGUCAAAGGAAGUAGGGUGAGAACUUCUUCCGGUAGUGCGUAAGCCCCGAGCGGAGCCGAGACCCAGCGGAGCCUGAAUUCCAAUCAGACAAGAUGGCCGGGCUGCCCCGCAGGAUCAUCAAGGAAACUCAGCGCUUGCUGGCAGAACCUGUUCCUGGAAUAAAGGCAGAGCCAGAUGAAAGCAAUGCACGUUAUUUUCAUGUGGUCAUUGCAGGUCCACAGGAUUCCCCCUUUGAGGGUGGGACAUUUAAACUUGAACUAUUCCUUCCAGAAGAAUAUCCAAUGGCAGCUCCGAAAGUACGUUUCAUGACCAAAAUUUAUCAUCCUAACGUAGACAAAUUGGGAAGAAUAUGUUUAGAUAUUUUGAAAGAUAAAUGGUCUCCAGCUUUGCAGAUCCGUACAGUUCUGCUAUCAAUCCAAGCUUUGUUAAGUGCUCCCAACCCAGAUGAUCCACUAGCAAAUGAUGUAGCUGAGCAGUGGAAGACCAAUGAAGCCCAAGCCAUAGAAACAGCCAGAGCAUGGACUAGGCUAUACGCCAUGAAUAAUAUUUAAAAUGUGCUCUGAAUCAGUGUGCAUCACUUUUUCCUGUUCUGCCAAGACCUUUUCCUUUUUUUGUUUUUGUUUGCAUUUAAUGGACACAGUCUUAGAAAACAUUACAGAAUAAAAACCCAGACAUCAGUUCUUUGGUGAUUUAAAUGCACACUAGCAAAUCUGUGUCUUGUCCUAAUUCAUUCCUGUUCCGCAUGAACAGAGGCUAGAAGUAUCAUCGGGAUUGUUUGUGAAAUUGUUUAAAAGCAGUAGCACAUUGCUGCUUUUAAUAAAUUUUUCCCAUUAUGAGUUUAGUGUAAGCACUGUGAAUAAAAGUAGUCAAGGUUAGCUGCAGGGAUUUUUGUUCUAAUUGUGUGGGCCCUUUCUCCCUUUUUUAUGGUGAUGCUAAUUGUAUUGGUUAAAGCAGCUAACCAGUUAUACUCUAGAAUAUGCCCUCUAGCCAAGUCUAACUUAGACACUGUAGAUGGACAAGCUUGGCUGUUUGAACAAAAACGGGAACAUUCAACAUCCAUCGCUAAUAUUGUGAUUCUGCUGUCAAGUGUAAAAACCUUCCCUUCAAGGAAAAAAGCUUGUGACCAUUUUGUAUGGCUUGUCUGAAAAAUCUUCUGUAAAUCUUAUGUUUUAGUAAAAUAUUUUGUUAUUCUACUUUGCCUUUGUACAGUUUGUUUUGCAGUGUUCUUUUUUCAUGUUUCAAUUGUGACAAUCAUAUUUUUUUUUUUUAAAAAAAAUGAAGCCAGAUUGGAACAUUUUGAUUUUCACCAGCCUAACAGAUGUAGUAAAAUAUUGGAUUUUUUUGCUGACCUGUAUUAGGCCAUGCCACAUUAGUGCUCAUAAUGUUUUGUUUUUGUUUUUAAAAAUCCUCUGGUAAAUGUAAUUGCUUAUCAGAGUCAAAGUAGGUUAGAUCCAUCAUUAAUGUGUAUGUACUUGCAAAGUUAAGUACCACUGAAGCAGGAAGCUAGCAAAACAAACAGCAAUUUUGGGUGUAUGUGUAACUUGUCUGUGUUGUGCUACGUAUUAUCCGGUAUCAGACUACACGUUUAAAAAUAACUUGGAUCUUUAAAAGAAAAGAUCCUCUGCAUAAAAUGAGAUGUUAAACUACAGUACAGUACAUUGGUUGCUAAGGUAUUUACUGCUAGGCUUCUUAGCUCUGGCCAUACCUGCAAUUCUUAACUCCUUUCUUGACCCACUUCUUCAUUUAGAAGAUGGAAAUUUUUAUUUUUUAUUUUAGCCAUCAAGUAGAAAUAGUAGAAAUGUAAAUAACUCAUAGGAGCAUAUUUUGACCCCAACGUCUAACUUCUGUAUUUCCUAAAAUUUCUUUUCUCAAACUGCUUCUUGUCUUGACCACCUUUCUGAUAUCUCUGCUGUCCAUGUGGCCAGUGUAAUGCCAGCUUGGCAUGGGUAAUGUUUGUCUUGCAGGGUUUUUUUGGGGGGGGGACAGUACUGAGGUCCAUCUUUCUGACCAUCACACCUAUUCUAGCAUCAUCGGGGGUUUCUAUAGAAUGUGGUUUAUGUAUUGUGCUCUUAUGUAAGAUAAAAAAUAUCUAUUAAAAUCACAUUUUCAACAGACAAAA